Molecule: messenger RNA, 3695 nt
Organism: Condylura cristata (star-nosed mole)
Lineage: Eukaryota; Metazoa; Chordata; Mammalia; Eulipotyphla; Talpidae
Gene: AGFG2
Product: ArfGAP with FG repeats 2
Exons: 13
Coding region: 136-1581 (481 amino acids)
Molecular function (GO): GTPase activator activity
Source: RefSeq, a predicted model, not a curated record
CGCAGACGCCCGCAGGCUUGGAGCGACUGUCAGGGCAGCCCGGCGUGCGGAGGCGGCUUGAGGAGGCGGGAAGGCGGCAGUGGUUGAAGGGGCAGUAGCUGAGUUGCGGAGAGAGGUCGGAGAGAGUGGGCAGCUAUGGUGAUGGCCGCAAAGAAAGGUCCAGGUCCCGGUGGCGGUGGGGGGAAGGCGGAGGCGGAGGCGGCCUCGGAGGUGUGGUGUCGCCGGGUGCGGGAACUGGGCGGCUGCAGCCAGGCCGGGAACCGCCACUGCUUCGAGUGCGCCCAGCGCGGGGUCACCUACGUGGAUAUCACCGUGGGCAGCUUCGUCUGCACCACUUGCUCCGGCCUCCUGCGAGGCCUGAACCCUCCUCAUCGAGUCAAGUCCAUCUCCAUGACAACUUUCACUGAGCCUGAAGUAGUAUUCCUGCAGUCCCGGGGCAAUGAAGUUUGCAGGAAGAUUUGGUUGGGUCUUUUUGAUGCUCGGACCUCUUUAAUACCAGAUUCCAGGGAUCCUCAGAAGGUGAAAGAGUUCCUCCAGGAAAAAUAUGAGAAGAAGAGAUGGUAUGUCCCCCCAGACCAAGUCAAGGGGCCCACUUAUACCAAAGGCAGUGCCUCCACCCCUAUCCAGGGCUCCAUCCCAGAUGGGAAGCCCCUGCGGACACUUCUGGGUGAUCCUGUGCCAUCUCUCUCAGCUGCUGCCUCCACCUCUAGCCAGUCUCAGGCACGGUCGGCCCAACCCCGGAGCUCUCAGCCACCUGCCCACUCCUCAGUCAAGAAAGCCAGCACUGACCUGCUGGCUGACAUCGGUGGAGACCCCUUUGCCGCCCCCCAGGUGGCACCAACCUUUGCUGCAUUCCCAGCCUUUGGGGGCCAGACACCUUCCCACGGGGGCUUUGCCAACUUUGAUGCCUUUGGCAGUAGCCCCAGCUCUUCUGCAUUUGGAAGCAUUCCUCCGGCUGGCCACGCCCCGUUCCAGGCCCAGCCAACACCCGCAGCCAGUCGGAUGUUAACUGGAAGUUACAGCUUUGGGAGCAGCCAGGUGACUCCAUUUGGUGCCUCUCCUCUUGCACCUGCCAGUCAGCCGAACAGCCUUGCAGACAUGGGCAGCCUCCUGGGGCCAUCAGCUGGAGGGAUCCCUGGCAGCAUCUUCGGGAUGCCCAGCCAGGUCCCCAUGCUCCAAUCGGCUGCAACCAGUGGAAGCAGCACCACAGGGCUCGCCUUUGGAGCUUUCACCAACCCUUUCACGGCGCCAGCAGCUCACCCACAGCUGCCUUCCACCAACCCCUUCCAGACCAACGGCUUGGCCACGGGGCCGGGUUUUGGGACCAGCAGUGCUGGACCUGGCUUCCCCCAGACAGUGCCACCCACUGGGGCAUUUGCCAGCACUUUCCCGCAACCGCUGUUCCCCCCACAGACUUCCAUGACUCUGCAGCAGAAUGGCUCUUCCUUCAGCGACUUAGGAUCAGCUAAGCUUGGUCAGAGGCCACUGAGCCAACCAGUUGGGAUCUCCACCAACCCCUUCAUGACUGGACCCUCAUCAAGCCCAUUUGCCUCCAAGCCUCCCACCAACCCCUUCUUGUAGCACUGUGUCCUGGGGGGCCUCUUCCAUGCCCUCUGGGGCCCCUCUACCCCCUGGAGCUCUGGUGACCACUUGCCUGUGGCAUUUCUGUGGAUCUGAGACCAGAUUGGGCUUUGUUUUACAGGGAUGGGUCUUGGGGAUGGUGAGGUGCUCAUGCUUUGCUUGGGGCUUGCAGAUAAAAGGGCAACUUUGUGGGUCCACUGCCCCUCCCCCCCAAGGCUUCCUCUCUUCUUCCCUCCAGCCCCUACCCAGGCAGAAGUCCCAGGAGAAGAGACUGCAGGCCUGGCCUAGAGAAGCAAUCGUGUUUCAAUUCCCAGAUUAUUAAUUACGAUGACAGAAUCCUCUUCCUCUCCUGCCCUCAGCACACACAGCACCCACUCAGCUCCAGCCCCUGGGUGGAGGACUCUGUGCAUACAGAUUGACCUGAGCGCCCCUGUGGAAACAACUUUUCCCAAGCCCAACUUCCCAACCCUGUUCACCUUGGGAACAGAAGCGCAGUGGGAAAAGUAGGUAAAGGUGAGGAUGAGGCUGGUGUUUGGAGAGACAAUGAUCAAAGAGUCCCAAAGGCCCUUGGUGCCCAAAUUGAGCCAGGGCACCCUUUCUCCCCACCCUACUGGGCAAGGAGGCUUCCACAGUUUUGCUUCCCAGCUCCCUUCCUCAUCCUGGGCCUUCAGGAUGGAUAGUUUUACCUGCAUACUUUCACACACCCAACUCCCAUCAAGCACUUUAGUUAGCUGUGGUGUCAUGUUUGGAUACCAGUGUUUUAUAUUUAUACAUAGAGAGUUUUCUAAUAUAGCCUAUUAUAUAUACACACACACAUAGAGAUAUAUUACUCAGCCACCAUUCUUCCCAGAUAGCUCUUUUAUAUGGGGAGCCGGAUGAAUCCCCAUCUGUGCCUCGACCAGCAAAGCCGAGCUCCAGGGGAUGGGGGCGGGCAGCCACAUGUCCCCAGCACCUCAGAGCCGAGGCUUUUCCAGGGAAAGGUUUUGUGCAAUUGGCUGUUUCUGUUUUUUUUUUUUUUUUCCUUUUUUCCACGUGCCUCCCCUGCCCCUGAAUCUGCACCAAAGCUGUUGCUGGCAAUGUUGGAAAAGAACUGCAUUUGAAAGAAAAAGAAAAUGGCUCUCCUGGUUUUGGUUUGGGUGAGCUUGAGGGGCUGCCUGUCGAUCACAUGACUGAUCCUGGUGGCCUGAGCCCUGAUGAUGCCACCUCCUUCAGCUAAACACAACUCACUGCCAGUCAGCCAGUCCCUGUGUGAACUGGAGUCCUGCAUUAUGGCAGAAGUUAGGGGGUCAGCCAGGGGGAAUGGGGGGUGCAUUCCCACCGGGUUGGGGGUAGGCAGAGAGCUAAGUGCCAGCACAGAUGCAAUAGGCCACUGCCCAGUCUGGUGCAGUCUCAGUGGUUCGAGUCUCCACCUGAGGAUGUUGUGUCAACAACAGUGGUGUCUGGGUUGUUUGUGUGGUGACAAGACAGCUGGCUUGGGCUAAACACCUCACCCGACAGGCCUGGGAUUCAACCUCCCUCUUGCACCAUUGCCCAGAAAAUCCUGGCCCUUUAGCUGUUCAUUCUUGGGAUUUCUCUGGGUCAUUUCACCUAAUGAGAAAGGCGGGGACUAUGUUGUCACUUUAUUUACUUUGCGGACUUCUCUUAAAAUACCUCCAGCUGCUGCUAUUUGUCCAGCCAGGUGUGGUCUCCCCACCUUUUCCAAAGCUCAGUACCUGGCCUGACUCAUGUCUGUGUUCCUGUAUUCCCAGCUCCUGCCCUGUCUCCUUGCAGGGUCUCCCAGUGUGGAUUGCCCUCCUUUCACCCCUGAAUUUGCUGUGUUCUUUGUUCCCUUCUUUGCCACCCUUGAUCUCUGUCCUAUUUCUGUUUCCCAUUUUCUGCUCAGAGCCAGAAAGGGGAGGAUAGUAGGAGGAGCUUUUUCCUUUUCCCCAGCCCCCCCUUUCCUAACUAAAAAUACUGAAACUUAAAGGACCCAAAGUUGUGUCCUCUUACUGUUUUGCUCACACUACUGGGCCCUGAUCCUCCCUGCAGGACUGCCUCCCAGUCACUCUGUCCCACAUGGACUCUAGCCAGUUCACUGGCCAGAGCUGGAUGACCCCAGCUAGGCUGGCCUCAGA